CCAAAUCAUAUAAACCUGGGGGCCUCACACCUUCAUCAGGGUCAAAUUUCUUGGGCAAAUCAGAGCAGCCUCUUCGGGAAACGAUCGCAAGGAAGAAAACACAACUGGGAGCGCAGCACAUCGCCGAUAUUUUGCUGUCUGGAAUUAUAAACCUCUUUACGGCCUAUUUCACCUCGGUUGAAGUCUCUUACAGAAUGACGACAAUGUAAAAGUUGGUGGCUACGUCUGGCUAGACUCGUUAAUGCUUUCGGGGGGGAUACAUAUUUAAGUCUUGAAUGAGUUCUGUUGGCUGUAGAUCCCCGAGCAGAGACCGUUUUGGGGCAGCAGCAGAGACAGAGCGAGGGAAAACACGGCAACGACCACAUUUGUUAUCCCGCUCAACAUGAACCUCAUCGGGGGCUACCAGCAUCACCACCACCUGAUGCACGAACCCUUCCCGUUUGUCCAGCGGUGUCACCAGGAUGCGCCGUAUUUCCAGAGCUGGGUGGUGAACCACGGCGAGAUGCCCCCGGACUUCCAGAUCCAGGCGCCCUACCCGGCCGCGGAGCUCGGGGCGCCGGGAGAGACGCACGACGCCCGGCUGGAGGGGCUCCAAGCGGGGAUGGGGAAGAGGCGAACGUCGGGGCCGAAGAAGGAGCGCCGGCGGACGGAGAGCAUCAACACAGCUUUCGCCGAGCUGAGGGAGUGUAUCCCCAACGUCCCAGCGGACACAAAACUGUCUAAAAUUAAAACUUUACGCCUGGCGACCAGUUACAUCGCCUACCUGAUGGACGUCCUGGCCAAAGACUCCGGGGAGACGGAGGGCUUUAAGGCCGAAAUUAAGAAAUUUGAAAACCGGGAUAUGAAAAGGAAACGGGAGCCGACUGACGGCCUGCAGGAGUCAUUAGGAGCCGAGAAGAAGGUGAAGGGCCGGACCGGGUGGCCGCAGCAGGUCUGGGCUCUGGAGCUCAACCAGUGACGCCCCUCCUCCUCCUCCUCCACCUCCUCCUCCUCCUCCUCCUCCUCAGAGACUCUGGAUUCAAAUCAGAUAAAAAAAAAAAAAAACCACUGACUGACUGAACCUAAACACACCGCUGUGCACGUGCAAUGAUGCGCAAAAAGAGAGAAUUACAAGACAACAAGCAAACGAGGUGAACUGCGAAGGAAAAACACCGCGAUGGACUCUUUGUUGAUCUUCUGUUUCUCCUGGUGUGGGUUUCUAACUCGACACACAAAUCCGACUGUAGGUGUUUGAUAUUUGUGGUAUUUCUGCUUUUUGAUGCCCCCCCUUAGUACUGUAGACCAGAUGUUGCCACGGUGUCAAAAAACAUCUGCCCCCCCGAAAAAAAAAAAAAAGUGUUUUUAUCUGGCAUAGAGUUGGUGGUGAUUUCCACAUUUAAUGAGCAGAAAAUAAAUAAUUAUAACAAAAUGCGUAGUGGAGUAAAUGAGUGGGGUUGUAAUUGCAGAAGUGAACAAAUUAAACUAUUUUCUGAUUACAUUUUUUUUUUUUUUUUAUGGGGGGGGGAUUAUUUCGGAUAUGACGCCAGAUCACAGCCCCACGAGCCGCACUGCAGAAGAUUUAUGUGCUGAUCUUCCGGUGAGUUUCCAGGAGGUGACAGGUGUUGAUCAGCAGAUUUUUUCGUCCAAUCAGAAAACAGUUAUGACACUCAAUUAUCUCCACUUUAAUUUGUAGUUUUAGAAGCAGUUCUGGGAUUAUUUUUAUUCUGUUUUUUGCUGAGUGCUGGCAGCGUGCUGAGUUCAACGCCGCUGGGAAAUUAAAUUAUCGUGAAGGCAAACGAUUUUGUUUGUUAUAUUUUAUUUUAUUUUAUUUAAUUACUGCAGUCUGGCCUGGAAACUUUCUAUAGUUUGUACAUUUUCAAGUACGAAAAAAAUUACUUAACAUCCCACAUGCAUGAUGAACGUCACGUGAUGUUAAGUCAAAAGUUGACAUUUUGAUUUUAUAAUAUUAAAGAAUUAAUAAUUGAAGCUAAUUAUAAAUACCGGAUAAACAAUCUAAUGUAUUGCCUGAUUUGGAUUCCAACUACACAGGCUUUUUUUGUAAAGUAAUUUCCUUUAAGAACGGAAAAAAAUAAUAAAAACGAAAACUACCCAGCAAGACUAGAAAUAAUUUCUGAGCCUAGAAGGAAACACAUUUUUUGAAGGGAAACUUUUUUUUUCUGUCACUUUUUCAUUCCGCUAAAUUUGGCGCAGCCUGAAUAUCUAAAAUAUUAUUAUCCCAGUAAUGUUACUGUACUGUAAACUAUACCGGCUGUUGUUGACGUUUCUUGUAGAACAUUAUUGAAUUUACUGAAUCUACCUCAAAAUUAAUGUCACUGUCCGCUCUGAGGAGACGAACACUAGACUGAAUGUUGAGCUGACGCACAGCUUUCACUCCGACAUGUAAAACACUAAAACUAAUAAACGGAUUAAAGGUUUAUUACUGUGCGAAAUGUUGAUGCAAAUGUACAUUGGAUGUGAAGUUAUAUAUAGUUCCGUAAAUAAAUGAAUUAUUUUAAGACACUCCA
Dicentrarchus labrax (European seabass) is the source of this 2504-nucleotide messenger RNA. Its product is annotated as heart- and neural crest derivatives-expressed protein 1-like. Bases 383 to 958 code for a protein of 191 amino acids. The record is from RefSeq and is a predicted model, not a curated record. Gene Ontology annotation, molecular function: protein dimerization activity; RNA polymerase II transcription regulatory region sequence-specific DNA binding; DNA-binding transcription factor activity, RNA polymerase II-specific. Lineage: Eukaryota; Metazoa; Chordata; Actinopteri; Moronidae. Gene Ontology annotation, biological process: heart development; regulation of transcription by RNA polymerase II. The transcript has 2 exons.